ACUUGUGUUAAGUUCAGAGAGAGAAAAGAGUAACCCAGAAGAACGUCCAUCGAAACAGCUGCAACACAGGAUGCAUCCUCUGGCUCUCGUUUGUGUACUCCUGACGGUCUCCGUCACCUGGGCUCGGCCUAACCUCCCUCAUGCCUCCUCAGAGAUGAUCGACCGUAUCAACAGGGCUGGCACCACCUGGACGGCCGGGGAGAACUUCCACAACAUUGAUACCAGCUAUGUGAAGGGACUGUGUGGGACUAUACUGAACGGAGACAAGCUGCCAGAGGUGGUUCACAGCACUGAAGGCAUUGAGCUUCCAGACAACUUCGAUGCACGCAAGCAGUGGCCCAACUGUCCCACAAUCCAACAGAUCAGAGACCAGGGAUCCUGUGGGUCCUGCUGGGCCUUUGGUGCAGCUGAGGCGAUAUCCGACAGGUUAUGUAUACACAGCAAGGGUCAGAUCUCUGUAGAGAUCUCUGCCGAAGAUCUACUGUCUUGCUGUGAUGAAUGCGGCAUGGGCUGUUAUGGUGGUUAUCCCUCUGCUGCUUGGGAGUUCUGGGCAAAGAAGGGGCUUGUGACAGGAGGCCUGUAUAACUCCAAUGUCGGCUGCCGACCCUACAGCAUCGCUCCCUGUGAGCACCACGUGAAUGGGACUCGUCCUCCGUGUCAGGGUGAAGGAGAGACUCCUAAGUGUGAGCAGCAGUGCCUUGAUGGAUACUCGCCAUCCUAUCAGAAGGACAAACACUUUGGUAGACGCACAUACAGCGUCCCGUCCCAACAGGAGCAGAUUAUGACCGAGCUGUACAGCAACGGGCCUGUGGAGGCAGCUUUCUCUGUAUAUGCAGAUUUUCUGCUGUACAAGACUGGUGUGUACCAGCAUGUGACAGGGGAGAUGCUGGGCGGUCAUGCCAUCAAGAUCCUCGGUUGGGGAGAGGAGAACGGGACGCCGUACUGGCUGGCUGCAAACUCCUGGAACGGUGACUGGGGAGAUAAAGGUUUCUUCAAGAUCAAGCGUGGAAAUGAUGAGUGUGGUAUUGAGUCAGAGGUGGUGGCAGGGAUCCCACUCAACUAGAUUAAAUGAGUCCUAAAGACCUUUGUUGCAUUUAAAAGGCAAAUAUUGAGAGAUUUCCUGUAAUCAGCAGAAUAAAUUACACAACAUGGUGAAACAAGA
Molecule: messenger RNA, 1162 nt
Organism: Sebastes umbrosus (honeycomb rockfish)
Lineage: Eukaryota; Metazoa; Chordata; Actinopteri; Perciformes; Sebastidae
Product: cathepsin B-like
Exons: 10
Coding region: 71-1063 (330 amino acids)
Biological process (GO): regulation of catalytic activity
Cellular component (GO): lysosome
Molecular function (GO): cysteine-type endopeptidase activity
Source: RefSeq, a predicted model, not a curated record